CAACUUCAGCUUCAUUUCAAUGCUUCACCUCCACUGUAGCACGAGAGUCUCUUAUGUAGUCCGGUGUUUUACAAUGACCUCUGCUUAUUUCAUGCAGAGCAGGUCUGUUCUCACUCGGAGUGGUAAUCAAAAUGCUGGCUGCACACCUGCGGGCUCUCUCGGGUCCAAACUUACCAACAGACGGAGGAAUGUGGAUCCAGUUUCCUCUGUGGCGGUGAAAGUAGAGGAGGAAGAGGCGAGGAUCUCUGAGCAAAUACCCUCCUCGGCCCCGUUAUCAACGGGUGGUUGCCCUGAACUCCUCCACCACAGUACAGCGCAUCCAAAAUCAGAAACAGACACUUUACCGCUGUCUUCACACAGCCGCAGGAGGAGACAGCUAAAGGUGGAAUAUGAUAGGGAUGAAGGUGUUACACCGGUGAAGACAGAGCACUGGGAACCUCCCGACUGGAAGAAACAAUUAGGAUACAUUCGUGAGAUGAGGAGCGGCCGUGAUGCACCUGUAGACAACAUGGGAGCCGAGAAAUGCUAUGACACAGAGGCCCCUGCACAUGUGAGACGCUUCCAGGUGCUGGUUUCACUCAUGCUGUCCAGUCAAACCAAGGACCAGGUGACAGCAGCAGCUAUGCAGAAGCUCCGAGCUCACGGCUGCACUGUGGAAAAUAUACUCGCUACUGAUGAUGAAACACUGGGGAAUCUCAUCUACCCUGUCGGCUUCUGGAGGAAUAAGGUGAAGUAUGUGAAGCUGACAUCUGCCAUGCUGCAGAAAGAGUUUGGAGGGGACAUCCCAGACAGCGUGGAGGGGCUGGUCCGCCUGCCAGGAGUUGGACCUAAGAUGGCUCACUUGGCUAUGGACAUCGCCUGGGACCAGGUGUCCGGCAUUGGCGUGGACACACAUGUGCAUCGUAUCUCUAAUAGGCUGGGCUGGCUCAAGAAACCAACCAAGAACCCGGAGGAAACACGCAAGGCCCUGGAGGAGUGGUUACCCAGGGAGCUGUGGAGUGAGAUCAACUGGCUGCUCGUGGGCUUCGGACAGCAGGUUUGUCUACCCAUCAACCCUCUCUGCUCUGUGUGUCUGAACCAGCACAGCUGUCCAUCUGCCCACAAGAACUCUCCUACAAAGCGGCCUAAAGCUGGAUCCCCACAGUCUCCAAGUCCAACCUCUUCCUUUAAAACAAAAACUGAACCUGAACAAGAGUCUGCUGUUAAAGAUGAGAGGACAAAGAAGGAGCCACUGUCCACACCUGUUUGCCCCACCAGGCAGAGAAGGAAGCUAAAAAACAAGGUUAAUCAUUGAUUUAGUUGUCACACAAGUUUUUGUCUGAGCUGUGGCCAAAUGUUGGACGAGAAGACUUAAAUGUAUACGCGCACACACUGAAAACAUGCAUCUAAGCUCAACAAUGAUGUGAAUAUGGUUCAUGAUAUUUGUGUUGAGUUUUAUUUGACACUAUAACGACACCUUUAACAUUUUAUAUGAGAUUAAAUAUUUUUGUACUGUUAGUGCUUAAUUCUUUAUUACCAAAUAAAAAAAAAUGUUUGUACUGAAA
This is a messenger RNA of Siniperca chuatsi (mandarin fish), 1544 nucleotides long. RefSeq names its product nth-like DNA glycosylase 1 (gene nthl1). The record is from RefSeq and is a predicted model, not a curated record. The transcript is spliced from 6 exons. Gene Ontology annotation, cellular component: nucleus. Bases 20 to 1294 code for a protein of 424 amino acids. Gene Ontology annotation, biological process: nucleotide-excision repair; base-excision repair, AP site formation; base-excision repair. Gene Ontology annotation, molecular function: DNA binding; DNA-(apurinic or apyrimidinic site) endonuclease activity; oxidized pyrimidine nucleobase lesion DNA N-glycosylase activity. Lineage: Eukaryota; Metazoa; Chordata; Actinopteri; Centrarchiformes; Sinipercidae.